GGAAAUACCAGUCUAUCUGUACAAAGAUAAAGGGCGGUCAACCUCUGCGUCCAUGCAAGAAAUAGUUAAAGCCGUUCGUUUAACUGUUCAAUUCAAAAUUCAUGUGAGCGUUCCAUUCCCGAAGUCGGACAAUUUUAGUGCCAAAAUAAAUAAAAGAGCUCCAGAAUGAGCCACAGCGGUGGCUCCGCUGCUCCGGAGACGAAGGCUUCAGUUACAGUUGCAGUUGCGGUUUGCGGCGACCCCGAUGGCGGCGGCGGCGGCGGCGGCAAGGGAAGCCGGCGUGCUGUGACGUGGGCUGUUGAUAAUUUCAUGCACGAAGCCGAUCGGUUCGUUUUAGUCCACGUCAUGCCCAAAAUCGCAUCUAUCCCAACUCCAUCGGGAGAUCGGAUACCCGUGACAGAAUUGGAUACAAAUGUGGUGGCAAUGUACGUGCAGGACAUGAAAGAGAAGCUUGAAGAAGUUUUCAUACCGUUUAAGAAGCUAUGCAAAGCAAGACAGAUGGAAUCUGUGGUUUUAGAAGAUGAUGAUCCUGCGGCUGCACUUCUAAGAUACGCAUCUGACUCACAGAUUAAUACUUUAGUGUUGGGCUCUUGCUCUUCAAAUUGCAUAACUAGGAAACUGAAGGGACCAGGGGUACCAACAAAGGUUUUAAGAUGUGAUUCCAAUACAUGUGAUAUUUUUGUUGUAUCCAAACAAAGAAUCAUCCCAAAAGCGGCUUGUCUCUCAUAUGUUAGUGAGACUAGCUCUGCACAAUGCAAUGUCACUCAAGGAGAUCAUAGAGAAGGCUCUAGCAUUUUUAGUGAACAAGUAUCCAGGCUUCAUUCUUUUCCUGUGGAAUCCCAAGUGCGUAAAACUUUUGGAGCAACAACAAUAUCAGAUCUUAGUUUCCUGAAUUCGGAAUCAUUUUCACAAAUUGGCUCUCGUAGAAGUUCCAUUGUAGAUCUGCAAAGGAAUCUCCAAAGCUUCGGAGACGACCUUGAAACCCUUACUUCUAAGCAAUGCAAUUCCUUGGUUUCUUUCAAGAGUGAACAGCUAGAUGCUCAGGUUGAGGCAGAAAAUUUACAUCAAGAAUUGCAAAAUACCAUUGCAAUGUACAAAAGAACCUGCGAAGAGCUAGUCCAUGCUCAGAGGAAGGUCCAGUUACUUUCUUCUGAAUGCCUUGAGGAAACAAGAAACAUAAAUGAUGCCCUUCAAAGAGAAGAAACAUUCAGGAAAGUUGCUGAAGAAGAAAGAUCAAAGCAUUUGGAAGCUGUGAAGGAGGUUGAGAAUGCGAAACUUUUGCUUGCAGAAGAGGCUUACGAAAGACAGAUUGCUGAACUAAAUGCCAUCAAAGAGUCCUCAGAGAAAAGGCAGAUUGUUGAUACACUCUUUUCUAGUGAUUGCAGAUACAAGAGGUACACUAGCAAUGAAAUAGAGGUUGCAACAAAUUUCUUUUCUGAGACUAAUGUCAUUGGUGAAGGAGGGUAUGGGAAAGUCUAUAAAUGCAGUCUUGAUCACACCCCGGUAGCUGUUAAGGUUCUUCAAAGUAAUGCAACUAGCAAGAAAGAGGAGUUCCUGAAAGAGGUUGAAGUUCUAAGCCAGUUACACCAUCCAAACAUAGUUUUGCUGCUUGGAGCCUGUCCUGAGAGUGGUUGCCUGGUGUAUGAGUACUUGGAAAAUGGAAGCCUGGAGGAUUAUAUACUCCACCGGAAUGGAAGGCCAUCUCUUCCUUGGUUUAUUAGAUUCCGUAUAGUUUUUGAAAUAGCUUGUGGGCUUGCAUUCUUGCACAACUCAAAGCCAGAUCCCAUUGUCCAUCGAGAUAUAAAACCGGGCAAUAUCUUGUUAGACAGAAAUUAUGUGAGCAAAAUUGGGGAUGUUGGUCUGGCCAAACUUAUUUCUGAUGUUGUGCCUGACAAUAUUACCGAGUACAGAGACUCCAUCAUUGCUGGUACACUCUUUUACAUGGAUCCAGAGUAUCAAAGAACUGGAACAAUCCGACCAAAAUCAGAUUUAUAUGCUUUUGGAAUCAUAAUCCUCCAAUUAUUGACAGCUCGUCAUCCAAAUGGACUUCUGUUGACCAUUGAAAAAGCAAUUGCAAAUGGUUCCUUUGUUGACAUUUUAGAUAAGUCAGUUGUAGAUUGGCCACUUGUUGAAACAGAGGAAUUAGCUCGAGUUGCUUUGAGGUGUUCCAAACUCAGAUGCAGGGAAAGACCAGAUCUUGAAGCUGAAGUUCUUCCUGUCCUAAAAAGGCUAGUUGAUAUUGCAAAUGCUAGUGUAAAAGUAGAAAGAAAUAAUGUCUAUGCACCAAGCCACUACUAUUGUCCAAUUCUCCAGGAAAUUAUGGAUGAUCCGCAUAUAGCUGCUGAUGGGUUUACCUACGAGUACCAAGCAAUCAAGGCAUGGCUUGAGAAGCACAAAGUUUCCCCAUCUACAAAGCUUAAACUAGAGCACACCAUGUUAACUCCAAACCAUACAUUACGUUCGGCCAUCCAUGAUUGGAGGUCACGAGUGACAUUGUCAAGUACCUAAAUUGAAAUAGCAAUUGAGCUAUGCACUAUUUCUACCAAUCUUUUUCUUCUAGAAACUGCUUGGUAUUUGGAUCAUAUCUUUGUUCGUCUAAGAUGUGCAUGUGAACAUGAGCAUCCAGAAAUGUAAUUAAUGUUUCGUGCUAAA
Ziziphus jujuba (common jujube) is the source of this 2652-nucleotide messenger RNA. RefSeq names its product U-box domain-containing protein 34. The record is from RefSeq and is a predicted model, not a curated record. The coding region runs from base 166 to 2508 and encodes 780 amino acids. Gene Ontology annotation, biological process: protein phosphorylation; protein ubiquitination. Gene Ontology annotation, molecular function: ubiquitin-protein transferase activity; ATP binding; protein kinase activity. NCBI's taxonomy places the organism in Eukaryota, Viridiplantae, Streptophyta, Magnoliopsida, Rosales, Rhamnaceae. The transcript is spliced from 9 exons.